CUUCUGACCUGGGCCUUUCCCUGAUGUGGGGAUAAGAACAAGCUCUGGAGGUAGGUGUCCACCUGCACUCAGCUACCAGAUAUAGUCCUGGGGUUGCCGGGGUUUACCCAGCCCAGGGUGGGAACAGAGGCAGCGCCCGGAGGCUGGGCUUGUUUUUAGGAGACAGUGACCAGAGGCCUGCAGUGAGCUGAACAGGGCUUGACAGAAAUCCUAUUACAGACAUGGGUCUAACCCAAAGAUACGAGUGUGUGAGUGUACGAGUCUGUUAGCCUGAGAGGCAGCCUGUGGCGUGUGUGUGCCUGUGUGUGCUACCAUGCAUCAGAGCCUGGGCUCGUGUGAGAGUUAGUUGUGUUGGUGUGUGGCAGUGCUGGUGAGCACGCUCAUGCAAGUGUGCAGUGUGAGUACUGGUGUGUGACUGUGUGCUGCCGUGGGUGCUACUCUAUGUGUUGGUAUGUCAGGUGGAUGUGAGUGCGAGAGGGCUGGUGUGGUGGUGUGUCCUGUCUGGGGGUGGAUGUCUAAGUGAGCUGGGGCUGUGGGAAGGAAAAUGAAGGCAGAAGACACGCUAGGGCCGAGCCCAGGCCCCCUGGCUUCCUGGAGAGGACAGGCGCUGGCAUCUGGCUGCAGGAACACUGGCAGAGACUUCACCUUCCGUGUCCUCUGUCUCGCCUUCAGGUCUCUGGCCCCUCCCAAGGACCAUGCCGCAGCCCCACUGACCCAGGAGUAGGGGCCUGAGGGCAGGGCACGUGGAAUGGGCUGUGUGUUCUGCAAGAAGUUGGAGCCGGGGCCCAAGGAGGAUGUUGGCCUGGAAGAGGACUUCAGGGGCUACGGGGCUGCAGACCGCUAUGGCCCUGCCCCUACUCAGGGCUGGCCUGCAUCCUCCUUCGCCCAUAUCCCCAACUACAACAACUUCUCCCCUCAGCCCGCCAGCCCCGCCUUCCUCAACGGGGGCACCAGCAGGGGCAUCUCAGGGACUGGGGUGACCCUGUUCAUCGCCCUUUAUGACUAUGAGGCCCGAACAGAGGAUGACCUCACCUUCGCCAAGGGCGAGAAGUUCCACAUCCUGAACAACAUCGAGGGUGACUGGUGGGAGGCUCGAUCCCUCAGCUCUGGACAGACUGGCUACAUUCCCAGCAACUACGUGGCCCCUGUGGACUCCAUCCAGGCUGAAGAGUGGUACUUUGGAAAGAUCGGGAGGAAGGACGCGGAGAGGCAGCUGCUCUCCCUGGGGAACCCCCGGGGGGCCUUUCUCAUUCGAGAGAGUGAGACCACCAAAGGCGCCUUCUCCCUAUCCAUCCGGGAUUGGGACCAGGCCAGAGGCGAUCACGUGAAGCAUUACAAGAUCCGCAAGCUGGACACAGGCGGCUACUACAUCACCACGAGGGCUCAGUUCGACUCGGUACAGGAGCUGGUGCAGCACUACCUUGAGGUGAACGAUGGGCUGUGCCACCUGCUCACGGCGGCCUGCACCAUCGUGAAGCCGCAGACGCUGGGCCUGGCCAAGGACGCCUGGGAGAUCAGCCGCAGCUCCAUCGCGCUCGAGCGGCGGCUGGGUACCGGCUGCUUCGGGGAUGUGUGGCUGGGCAUGUGGAACGGCAGCACGAAGGUGGCGGUGAAGACGCUGAAGCCGGGCACCAUGUCCCCGAAGGCCUUCCUGGCGGAGGCGCAGAUCAUGAAGCUGCUGCGCCAUGACAAGCUGGUGCAGCUGUACGCAGUGGUGUCGGAGGAGCCCAUCUACAUCGUGACAGAAUUCCUGUGCCAUGGUAGCUUGCUGGAGUUCCUCAAGGACCGGGAGGGCCAGGGUUUGAGGCUGCCCCAAUUGGUGGACAUGGCAGCCCAGGUAGCUGAGGGCAUGGCCUACAUGGAGCGCAUGAACUACAUCCACCGAGACCUGAGGGCAGCCAACAUCCUUGUCGGGGAGCGGCUGCUGUGCAAGAUUGCUGACUUUGGGCUGGCCCGUCUCAUCAAGGAUGAUGAGUACAACCCCCAGCAAGGGACCAAGUUCCCCAUCAAGUGGACAGCUCCAGAGGCUGCCCUCUUUGGCAGAUUCACCAUCAAGUCAGAUGUGUGGUCCUUUGGGAUCCUGCUCACUGAACUCAUCACCAAGGGCCGAGUCCCCUACCCAGGCAUGAAUAAACGGGAAGUGCUGGAACAGGUGGAGCAUGGCUACCACAUGCCGUGCCCCCCAGGCUGCCCAGAAUCCCUGUACGAGGUCAUGGAACAGACCUGGCGUCUGGACCCGGAGGAGAGGCCUACCUUCGACUACCUGCAGUCCUUCCUGGAGGACUACUUCACCUCCACAGAACCCCAGUACCAGCCUGGAGAUGAGACAUAGCCUGUUUGGGCAUCAACCACCUCUCUGGGGGUGCUCACCAGCCCUUCCAAUCCCCAGGGCUCUUGUCCCAAAGCCCCCCCAGGCCUAGAACCCUAUAGAGUCCUAGCAUGUCAGAGCAAGCAAGUUGCUUUGGCAUCAUCUAGGGCAACUCAUUCAUUUUAAAGAUGGGGCAAAUCAAGGCUCAGAGAUAAUCCCUCACCAACUCUGGCCCCAAGCUCUAUUUCUCCCCUUCCCACUUCUGCCUCUGCAUGCCUCUAGUCUUCCUGUCUGCACUCCCCCACAAAAGAAAUGCUCAGAUCUUGUCUAGUUAUUUAUAAAACUGUAUAUCCUUUCCCUCACUUAUCUCCUGUCCCUGCUUUCCUGCCCUGUCAUCCCACCCUGGUCCUGGCCCCCAGAAUUCACCUCCUACUCAAUUCUCUCAUGUCUGUAUGUUACAAAGAGAGGGAAAGUCUUUGCCGGAUCCCUUUCCUGCUGGGUGGAUUCUGUAGUCCGGGACUGAGGUCCAAGCCCAGGGCGAAGGAGAGUGUUGCUGAGGGCUCAUCACCUCUCUGAAUCAUGUGUGUGUUUACUGAUUUUGUAAAUAAGAAAAGUGACAAUAUGAA
Messenger RNA from Balaenoptera acutorostrata (minke whale), 2934 nucleotides. RefSeq names its product FGR proto-oncogene, Src family tyrosine kinase (gene FGR). NCBI's taxonomy places the organism in Eukaryota, Metazoa, Chordata, Mammalia, Artiodactyla, Balaenopteridae. Gene Ontology annotation, molecular function: ATP binding; non-membrane spanning protein tyrosine kinase activity; signaling receptor binding. The record is from RefSeq and is a predicted model, not a curated record. Gene Ontology annotation, biological process: innate immune response; integrin-mediated signaling pathway; cell surface receptor protein tyrosine kinase signaling pathway. Gene Ontology annotation, cellular component: extrinsic component of cytoplasmic side of plasma membrane. The transcript has 12 exons. The coding region runs from base 749 to 2332 and encodes 527 amino acids.